AUGGCGACAGAUUCUUCUUGUGAGGAUAAAAUCAAACGAGCUAUAAAGAAACAAGACGCGGAAACUAUUCUCCGUUUGUGUGACGAUAGUUCUUACAGAACAAGUAUUCUAAACUUCAGAAAAGAUGGAAUGCGAUUAGUUCAAUUUGCAGCUCAGGUCGGUUCUGUGAUAUUACUUGAAAAAUUACGUAGCAUUGAUUCUAAUUUAACUGUUCUAAGUCAUGAUGCAGAUGAAUAUCAUAAAGGUGGACAAUAUACUACUCUACAUAUUGCAUGUAAAUGUGGUCACAUCGAAGUCGUCAAAUAUUUGCUUCAAAAUGUUCAAGAUGUUUCCUUCCAGAAAAUAGCAACGAAUCAAGGUAAAGAUAAAAGUUACAGAAAUGCAUUUUACUAUGCAGCACAGUCAGGAAGUGUUGAGAUAGUGAAAUGUCUUCAAACGCUGGGUAAACUAGACAUAAAUGAAAUUUUACAGCAUAAUAGAACAACUCUAUCUGUAGUUGUUGCAGAAAAUGAUUCUGCAAGUGCACAAAUCUUAUGUGAAUGUGGUGCAAAUGUGAAUCUAGGAACGUUUGAACGAGGACUUAAACCUAUUCAGUAUAUAGUAGAAAAACCUGAUAGUGCUGAAAUUAUUAAAGUCUUAUUAAACUUUGGAGCAAAUGUAAAUGAACUCUGGGAAAAACAUUCGAGAAGAUCAUGGUUACGACAGUCUCCACUGUUUAUGGCACUUAAACACAGUUUGGCUGAAAAUGCUAAAGUUCUUAUAGAAGGCGGGGCGAACGUGUCUUUUGUAGGCCAAGCUGCGAAUUUGGGUUCAAUAAGUUGUUUUAGUUUGGCCGCAAAAAGAUGCCCAGCAUUAAUUCCGGAAUUUCUCAAACAUGGAGCCGAUCCAAACGAAUCAUUCAAUGGUCAAUCUUUGUUUAUGAUGGCCAUGGAUGAUUAUGCCUCCAAUGAUACGAUAAAAGCCUUUGUGGAAGCCGGAGCCGAUGUCAACCAAAUUAGAAAUGGAAAAACGCUCAUUCAAAGUUGUACAUGUUACGAUCAACUGAGGCCAUUUAUCGAAGGAGGAGUUUCUGUAAAGACAAUAGAAUCCAUUCAUAAGGUUUAUCCAAUAUCACUAGCUAUAGACAGAAGAUAUACCUCAGACACAAAGUCCUUAUCGGAUUUGUUAUCAAAAGGAGCCGAUCCAAAUUUUACGCCAGAUGGCAGAGAUCCCCCAUUAAUUGUGGCAACGAAGAAGGAUUUAUCAGAAGAUGUAGAAUGUCUAAUAAAAGGAGGUGCUCAUUUAGAUGCCGUUAGUACAGAUGGAGAUACUGCAAUUGUGGUGUGUUGUAAGAAAGUAUCGCAUUUCUGUUUUGAAACACUGAAUAUUUUGAUUGAGUCCGGUGCUUCACUAAAUAUAGCGAGCAAUGAGGGAGAAUAUCCUUUAGAAUUGUUGUCCAAACGAAUUGAAAUGCACAAACAUUCUAGUGCUACUCUGAUAAGACAUUUAUACGGAUCCCAAUCUUCACACAACGAAGAAAUAGAAAAUUGUGUCACUAAAAUGUUAGCCAAAGGAGCUAACCCAAAUAUUACAAGGAAGGGCAAACAUUCAGCUUUAAUCAUAGCAGUGCAAAAACAGUCAGAGGAUUUAGUUCAAAUAUUGUUGGAUGCUGGAGCAGAUAUUUUGCAUGUUGGUGAAAAUCAAAGAACAGCUUUAGAUCUAUGCUUUAUUCGAGCAUCGCAAAAAAUUAAUCCUUUAGGUUUUGCAUUUAAUUCAGGUUCAAGGUCCAUAAGAAAUACUAUUAUCAAAGUUUUCGUUGAUAAUCCAAAAUUGUACCUAACGUCAGAUCCAGCAGGUCCUCAACUUGUAGAUAUAAUGAUAGAAAAUGAUGUUGAAGAUUGGAUUGUAGAAUAUGCUGUGACGAGAGGCGUUGAUUCGAAUCGAGUCCUGAUGGGCGAAGGCUCUCCAUUGAUUAAAUCUAUAAAAAGAAGAAGAUACAAAAUAAGCUGUGUUCUCAUUCAAGCUGGUGCAGAUGUGAAAUAUGCAAAGUCUGAUGGAACGAAUGCUUUUGAUAUAUUUUCAGAAAGUUGCAAGAAUAUACAGAAAAGUCAAGACGCAAACAAAAAACAUCGUUCACAACUCAAACGUUCGAAUCCAAUAAUAACAGAAACUGACGAAGAUAGGGAUAAGCAAAUGUUGACAGAUUUAUUUAGAUGUUUUAUGGUUUCGGGUAUUGAGGUAAAUAAACCGACCACGCAUGGUAAAUAUCCGCUUCAAAUCCCAAUUUGGCUGAAUAGUUUCGAGAUGACCAAGUGGGUUCUAGAACAUGAUGCUGACGUUAAUAUUGUUGACGAUUUAAACGAUGCACCUUUGACAAUUGCGCUUGCAAAUGGAAACAUAGAUAUUGUACAACUUCUGCUUGAUUACAAGGCCAAUGUUAAUUUUACUGGACAUGUAAAAUCGGAGACUGAAAUUAAGGGUCAGGAAAGCAAGAACAAAGAUUGUAUCAAUGACAACGUUGAUGUUUCUUUGUUAACUAGAGUAAUACGUGGUCAUACAAAUACAAAAGAAGUACUUGUAAAGAUGCUAUUAAAAGCAGGUGCUGAUCCAAAUAUUGCUGUAAGAGGCGACGACUCACCGUUACUGCAUGCUGUUCGUACAAGAAACAUGGAAAUUGUGCGAACUCUCAUUGAAGCAGGUGCAGACGUGAAACAUGUUGGAUUGAAUAGUUAUACUGCUCUACAUGUUUAUUUUCAACAUGAUGGCGAAGACAGUAAGUAA
This is a messenger RNA of Mytilus trossulus (common blue mussel), 2760 nucleotides long. RefSeq names its product ankyrin-3-like. Gene Ontology annotation, molecular function: protein binding. The transcript has 7 exons. Bases 1 to 2760 code for a protein of 919 amino acids. NCBI's taxonomy places the organism in Eukaryota, Metazoa, Mollusca, Bivalvia, Mytilida, Mytilidae. The record is from RefSeq and is a predicted model, not a curated record.